This is a messenger RNA of Panicum virgatum (switchgrass), 2919 nucleotides long. RefSeq lists its product as uncharacterized. The record is from RefSeq and is a predicted model, not a curated record. NCBI's taxonomy places the organism in Eukaryota, Viridiplantae, Streptophyta, Magnoliopsida, Poales, Poaceae. The coding region runs from base 1295 to 2236 and encodes 313 amino acids. The transcript has 2 exons.
UUGUAGGAGUCUUAGUUGGGAUAGGUGGCUACGGCCAGCGCUACCGCUACCAUCCCUUCACCCGCUUCAUAUUCCUUGGAGCCAAUACACUAUUCUUGCCUAUCCUCUCUUAUGUCGUCUCCACCCUUGGCGACAGCUCCAAUGAUUAUGUCAGUUCAGUAGAUAACGAAUGCACAACACCCAUCUUGGCUGCUUUAUGCCAUUCUAACUUCCACCCAUGCAUUGUCAUAACAUGGGCAUUCCUCGUUCAAAUUGCCACCAUCAAUACUACCCCAGUUCUUGCCAUCAAUCCUAGAGAAGGUCGAAAUGUAGGACCCUCUCUUGAGCUACUUGUUAAGGUCAUAUGGACCUUUUACUUGGCUGCUAGCAUCAGCAGAAGCCGUUUUCUUAAUGCAAUCUUCAGAGUAUUGCAUGGUAAAGACCGCACGCCAUCUAGCUCCGUUUCCAUCUGUGCCAAAAUUAUGUUCGCACCUUUUGUUCUCAUCUGCGCCAAAAUUGUGUGCAAAUACUUUGCAUUUGAAAAGGCGCGGCUAUCAUUUGAACUUGGACGCAAUCCUGCCCUUGUUUUUGGGUACAUGAAGCAGCUAGAAUGACAAGAAAGGAGUCAACCUGGUGAAUCAGUGGUAGGUGAGGAUGCCCCUCCUCCUCUCUUGGUUAUGGGAGAAGAUAGGAGACAAGUGGUGAAUCAACCCUGUGGGUAUGUGUUCACCAAUGGCUCAGGGACAAUGGGGAUUGCAACCACUGGCUUGGUGACCCUUGAUAAAAUUUGGCAGUUGGACAAUGUUCAUCCUAUGAUGCCAAGACUAAAAGACUUGUGCUUGUCCUUUGCAUUAUUCAAGAUAUUGAGGUGCCGGUUUGCAAGGUACAAAAUUACUAAUGUUCGCUCUGUGAGGAUGCUCAAGUUUUUCUGCAGCCUGCUGCUAAAGGAUGGUGGACAUGACAGGGUGUUCAGGGUGGUUGCAGAUGAACUUUCUUUUGUUCACGAUUAUUAUUAUUCAUCCCUCUCAAUAUCCUACGCAAAGUGCUGGCUGCCCAUCUUGGUUGUCUUUCUUUCCCUCUUGAGCAUAAGCUACUGCAUCGUGGCUGCAUGUUUCAUUGUGCUACUUGCAGCUAAAGAGAACAAGAAUGGAAUUUCUUUGGGUUGGGAUAUUCCAGACAGAUCCAUUGUAAAUUCUGGUGCACUCAAGUACAGGAGGUAAGCAUAUGGCGACCUGAAAACUUUGGAGGCUUGUAUUUUGAUGUGGUGCCGGUAUUUUUCCUUCUUGCUCUGGUCCUGAUUUCUGAGGCGAGGGUUAUGGCUUCCUACAUUUGCUCCAGCUGGACUAAAGUAGCCCUCAUAUGUCACCGUGUCAAUUCUACCUCUUUGCAACAUCCACUGAGAAUGAUUAGAUGGGUUGCUAGCCUUUUGCUGAAGUGCAGAUUAAAGAUAAUGAAGCACUGGGAUGAAACAAUAGGGCAAUGCUCAGUACUGGUGCUUCACCCAAGACCAAUCCUGUUUGACCUUAUCAGGCAUAUUCUCAGAUUGCCUGACCAGGAGAGGAAGGUCAAGGUACCAGCAGUGGUGAAGAUUUGCAGCUUCGAUGUGCUCAGAAACAGCCACAGCAAUGAGUGCCAGCUAAGCAAUGGAACAGCAUCUCUGCACCGGAGCCAAGUUGGUGAAAGCUUCCUCUGGGCCUGCAACAGCAUGGGUACAUCUGCUAUCAUACUUACCUGGCACAUCGCCACAUCCAUCCUUGAGGUGAGGCACCCUUACCGACCUGAUCAAGAGGAAGGUUCUUCGAUGAUUUGUAACCAACACAAGAUUGCUGCCACUCACCUGUCACGGUACUGCGCAUACCUUGUCACCUGGUGCCCGGAGCUUCUUCCUGACGAGGAUGAAUGGAGCAAGAGCUUGUACAAUGCUGUGAAGGAGGACGCCACACGUGUCCUCGCUGUCCGGGCUGCAUCUAGGCCGUUGACACCUGAGGUUGAGUACCAGGAUCUAGUGCAAUUGCUAAGUGAAGACUCCAAACAUGAGGUUUUGAAGAAUGGCGUGAGGCUCGGAAAGCAAUUGGUGGAGUUGGUCGAGGGUGAGGAAGCAGCAUGGGCAAUGCUCGCCGGCUUCUGGGCGGAGAUGAUUCUGUACGUGGCACCUUCGAAGAAUCUGAGAGGGCACUCGAUGGCCAUCGCCCAUCGCCCGUGGCGGCGAGCUGAUCACGCUCCUCUGGGUGUUGCUCUUCCAUGUUGGAAUCGUUAGUAGGCCGGAUCUGGGACCAGACGCCCGCCAUGCCGGUGAUGAUGGCAUUCAUUGCUGCCAUCAGCCGGUGCAUCUGCCUUGCUUGCAGGCUUCUUCUUGGGUGUCAUCUCUGCGUCUCCAGAGGCAAAAACACGGCGCGUCGGGCAACAAGGGCACUGUACUACAUCACAAGCUAGGCUCCUCAUGCACGGUGAGUACUUUGAUGAGGUGCUUGCCGUCCAGCACAAGACUGGAAUGAGGAAUGUUUGGUCCAGGGCUGCUGGAUGUUCACGUCAACUUUUUGCUGGGCUAGUGGCUUUCCCCUUCCAUUGGUCCUUGAACAAAGUGACUACCGACUAGUGAGUAGUGACUAUCUCCAGAUGCCAACACCAACAAAGAAAAAGAAGCACAUACGGCACGGUUAGCUUUUGGCCAGCCCAAGGUGCUGCCAAUCGAUCAUCAUAGGAAAUUGUGCAUCCGUACCAAGGCUCCCUGAAUAAUUAGGACCAGGAUUACAUUAGAUGCAUGGUCAUGGUCCCUCGAAGAUAUAAGGCUGUUGCAAGCUAGCAAAGCAAAAAUUAAAGCAGGAGGCCUAAAGCGCAAAGGUGAAACCCAUGUUUGGCCUUUGAUACUCUUGCUGUGCUGCUACCAAGUGUAUAUUAUCAUCUAGUCUAUCUAUACCUUCAAGAAUUUUUUUCAACCUA